Messenger RNA from Salpingoeca rosetta, 2139 nucleotides. RefSeq lists its product as uncharacterized. The record is from RefSeq and is a predicted model, not a curated record. The transcript is spliced from 2 exons. Lineage: Eukaryota; Choanoflagellata; Craspedida; Salpingoecidae. The coding region runs from base 1 to 2139 and encodes 712 amino acids.
AUGGGGUGCGCUGAACUUGCUGCAUCGCGGCGGCCGUCGCGGCGCAAGAUCCAAGUCACCCUCCCACAACAGCAACUCAUGGGCGCGCGCUCCACCAAUGCUCACGACGACAAUAUCCGUGGGGUCGAGGAUCACGAAGAGGUCGGCGUUGGCACGACGUCAUUGCAGGCAUCAGCAGACCCUUCCUAUCACAGUCAACGCCACCCGAGCCAAAGCUCAGGCCCAGACAACCUCGAACAAGAACAGGAGGAACAGCAAGAGCAGCACCGGAGGAGGCGAAAGGGCAAGGGCAUCAUCGGUCGAUGGCGGCUCAAGUCGCCCAAGUGGAUAUCGCACACGACGCAGGCAGCGCGCCGUGACAGAGAGCAGCUGACGUCCGCGUCGAUGCCAAACCUCAGCACCUCUAGCAACGGCGGCAGCAGUAGGCCACACCCAGCCAACAACAUGCUUGUGCAACGAACACCGAGCACGCACCAUCCAUCACGCCCAAGUGUGCCCUCCCCGCUCUCCCUCAGUAUGUCGCCUGCAGAGCAGUCGCGCCGCUCCCAGUCGCCGGCAUUCCAGCCUGUUCACGACACCGACAACAUCAACGGUGAUGACGAAGAUGACAACGAUGCUGACAAGGGCGGCGAUGACGAACACGUUGGCGCCAUGAGGGGACACGGCAACGUGGACAGCCAUGAUGAUGGUACUCCGGGCGCCUGCUUUGCGUCGCAUGCGCGGCACUCGUUCUCUGGUUUUCUCAACGCCAGCUGGAGCGGCAUUUCCCGCGUGUCGGGGUGGUCGCUUGCAUGGGCCGAGCGUGCCAACGCCAGUGACAGCAGCACCAACGCCGAUGACAACGUCGACAGGAAGGGCGGGGUCGAUGGUGACCAAGGUGAUGACGCUGCUGCUCACGGUCACGGUGAGGGCGAGGCAGCCGAAGAAGGACAGGCCAGGCCACAAGGUGCGCAGCAGCGAGGCGAUGAAGUGGCGACAACUGCACGUGGCAGCAUGUCUCGCACUGGCUUGAGCCGGCACAGUGCACGCAGCAACAACAGCAACAACAGCACUGCCAGCAGUAGCAGCAACAACAGCAGCAGCAACGGAGGCGGCAGUACCACCAACGGCAACAACAGAGGGAGUGUGGCAGACAACGAAGCUGAUGACGAUGAUGACGGUGAUGAUGGUGACGGCGAUGAUGAGGACGGCGUUACGGUCGAGGGGCAACGCAGCUACACACAUCUGCUGCGCCCUGGCAGCAUGCAGUCGCCACGGCGGCGGCGCCGGUCGCUGCUACCACGCGACAGCCACGAGAGCACGACAGCGCCAACAACGGCACCAACUACGCCGGCCACGGCGAGUGGAGAGGACAGUGCUUCGCACGAUGCUGUGUCCGACACCCAGGCUCCCUCACGCCAACAGAGACGACGACAACGACAACGGCAACAGCAGCAGCAGCAGCCACAGCAGCAACAACAGCAACAACAACAACAACUACAAGAGCCGGCACGACGGCGGAGGCGGAAGCUGUUUCGUCGGCGUCGCUCGUCGUCACCAGCGCAUCGUAUGCCAUCUCGCCAAGCUGGCGCGUGUACACGUGCCACUGCAAGAACAGCAUCAGCAGCAACAGCGUCGUCACUGUCGCCGUCACCACGUCAGGACAACACGCCAGCGAACGCCAACGGCAACGGCACCAGCACGGGACCUGCAUCGACACCUGCCACAGCCAAGGCCACGCCAGCGACUGAAAGCGGUGGUGUUGUUGCGGCUGUUCGAGACCUGUGGCAGCAGCUGUACGAGGACGCGCUGUCAAGCCGCGCUGUCCAAAUCGCGUGCGCCGUUGUGGUGGUGCUGUUGGUUGUGUUGUUGCUGUCAUUGAUGUUUGGUGGAGGUGGUGGACCUGGUGUGCUGGAUCGACGCACACUGCUCCGCCUUGCAAACCUGGAAGGGCAGGCCAGCGUGUACGCGCAGUUUGGGCACGAGGAUCAACUGCGAGCGGCGUUGAAGGAGGCAGCAACACUGCUGCGGCUGAAGUGCCCGGACAAGCUCACGCUCACCGGCCUGAACGUGGCCAACCACUUGUUGCGCCGUGACGGCGACCUUGUGCACCUCGGAAACAUUUUCACCUGUCGCUCCAGCACCACCAACAACCCCUAG